Phyllopteryx taeniolatus (common seadragon) is the source of this 4148-nucleotide messenger RNA. RefSeq names its product von Willebrand factor A domain-containing protein 5A-like. The transcript has 7 exons. The record is from RefSeq and is a predicted model, not a curated record. Lineage: Eukaryota; Metazoa; Chordata; Actinopteri; Syngnathiformes; Syngnathidae. Bases 259 to 819 code for a protein of 186 amino acids.
UGGUGGAAUGCAGAAAAGUCAUGCCGGCUGACGAGUUUCACUGGAGGAGGAUGGUCGGUAGCUGAGCUCGCUGCACUCAUCUUUACGACUCGCAACCGAAGCAGAGUGUUUGAAAGCUUGCUGGGAGAGAGAGAGACUGGUAGGCGUGGGCGUGAUACUUGAAAAACACUCACCCGUGUCUGGAACAGCAGCAGUUUUGCAGGCUGAGUUACAGCACAUCUUCACGUCUCCCUGAAGAAGACUCGUUCUAGAGGCACGAUGGAGAGAUGCUGUGGGCUGCUGACAGCCAAGGAAGAACCAGGUCUCCAAAGUGGACUCCAAGUGUUCCCUGGAACCCCUGCAGUACCUCAACAAGGAGCAAACCCAGGCGGUCUUAAACUGGCUGCAGGACACAAGUUUGACAGGGAUGUUGAGCUGUUGAUUUACUACAAGGACGCUCACCAGCCAACCGCUGUGGUGGAGGCAGGAAUGGCGUCCACCAAGCAUGGCACACUGAUGGGGGAUGCGGUUGUGAUGCUGAGUCUGUACCCUGCGUUCCCUCAGGCAGUGAUGUCUUCAGGGGAGAGUUUGUGUUCUUACUGGACCGAUCUGGAAGUAUGGAUUGUCCUAUCAAUGAAUUUAAUCAGCGUGAGACUCGCAUCAGCAGUGGCGGGUAAAAGUGUGGAGUACAGUGAGACGACCAGGGAAGAUGUUCUCAAGAAAGUGGAGCAUAUGGGUGCUGAUCUGGGAGGGACAGAGAUCCUUCAGUCUCUCAAAAACAUUUACAGCCAGCCUUGCAUUCCCGGUCAACCACGACAUGUAAUGCUUGUAUACUUUUGAUCAUGAUCCAAGAUGGCGCCUACCAGUGUGGUCUCCUCGGUAACGCGCUCUCUAGUAUUGUUUUUGUGUUUUUCGUCCGUCUUUGGAGACCUUACACGACUCACUUACACAAGGGGAGACCUGCUAACCAUCAAGGAGUCUACUCCGGACUUUCUGUCACCAACUUUCGCAAAUCCGCUCAGUUUUUUCCCCGAGUUACUCACCGGAACGGCGUCCGCGGUUUUCGGCGCAUGGAGACGGAAGUGGCGCCACAGAGGGAAACGGGCCGGUAUUCAGGUGAAACUCCGCAAGAGAGGACGCAGAUUGGCGUUCCCGUCGAUCCACCUCGCAAAUGUACGCUCCCUACCCAACAAAAUGGACGAGCUUCAUCUUCUGUUAAAGACCAGUAAAGACUUUGGACGUUCCGCGGCCAUGUGCUUCACGGAGACCUGGCUUUGCGACGCUGUGCCCGAUGGCGCCGUCAUGCUUCCCGGCUUCUACAUUCAUCGAGCGGACCGCGACAUGGAAUCAUCGGGGAAAACAAAGGGCGGCGGGAUAUGCCUCUAUAUCAACGUAAAAUGGUGUACGGACGUCACGGUGCUCAGCACACACUGCAGCCCGCAUUUGGAGUCGCUAUUUUUAAACUGUAAACCAUUCUACUCGCCACGUGAGUUCGCAUCAUUCAUACUGGCUGGAGUCUACAUACCGCCUCAAGCUAACACUGCUAACGCUCGCCGAACAAGUCACCGAAAUUGAAAAAAAACACCCGGGCUCACCCCUCAUUAUUCUCAGGGACUUUAAGAAAGCUAAACUCAACCACAAACUCCCUAAAUACAAGCAGCACAUCGACUGUCCUACCAGGGAAAAUAAUACUUAAGACCACUGCUACACUACGGUAAAAAACGCAUACCGUGCUAUACCUCGUGCAGCCCUGGGCUCAUCUGAUCACUGCUUAAUUCACUUAAUAUCGACGUACAGGCAAGAACUUAAAUGUGCGAAGCCUACAGUGAAAACAGUCAAAAAGUGGACAAAUGAAGCCAAGAUGGAACUUCAAAGCUGUUUAGACUGCACAGACUGGAGUGUCUUUGAAAAUUCAGCUGGCAGCCUGGAUGAAUAUACGGACACUGUUACAUCCUAUAUCAGUUUCUGUGAAGAGGUCUGUGUACCAACAAAAUCAUUUCGCACAUUCAACAACAAUAAGCCGUGGUUCACUGCUAAACUAAGGAGGACGCAUAUCAGACCGGGGACAGGCCCCUGUAUAAUCGAGCUAGAAACCAGCUGACUAAAGAAAUUAACAUUGCAAAGAGGAACCAUGCAGCAAAGUUGGAAAAACAGUUUAGCGCAAACGACUCUAAAUCAGUCUGGCAUGCAUUCCAAUCGCUGACUAAUUACAAGCGACGAUCCCCCCAAGCUGAGAACAAUAGCACACUAGCCAACGACUUGAAUACCUUCUACUGCAGAUUUGAAAAGGACAGUUUCACACCACACACCCACCCGGCCGCGACCACAAUCACACCUCUGACCUCUGCGUUAACCAUCCAUGAACAGGAUGUGAGACGCAUCUUCAAACAACAAAAGAUUAACAAAGCGGCAGGCCCGGACCAUGUGUCCCCAUCCUGCCUCAAAGUCUGCGCGGACCAGCUCGCUCCAGUCUUCACUCAGAUCUUCAACAGAUCUCUGGAAAUGUGCGAAGUUCCAUCCUGUUUCAAACGCUCCACCAUCAUUCCAGUCCCCAAGAAACCUGCAAUCUCGGGUCUGAAUGACUACAGGCCUGUCGCUUUGACAUCUGUGGUCAUGAAGUCCUUUGAACGUCUCGUGCUGGACCACCUCAAGAGUGUCACAGGUCCCCUGCUGGACCCCCUGCAGUUUGCCUACCAAGCGAACAGGUCUGCGGAUGAUGCAGUCAACAUGGGACUGCACUUCAUCCUAGAACACCUCGUCAGUGCAGGGACCUACACGAGGAUCCUGUUCGUGGACUUCAGCUCAGCGUUCAACACCAUCAUCCCUGAACUCCUUUCAUCCAAGCUUCUCCAGCUCAGCGUCUCACCUGCCAUCUGCCAGUGGAUUUAGAGCUUUCUGACGGGCAGGACACAGCAGCUCAGGCUGGGGGAGGCCACCUCAUCCACACGCAGCAUCAGCACUGGGGCACCCCAAGGUUGUGUCCUCUCUCCGCUGCUCUUCUCUCUCUACACGAACGACUGCACCUCAGCGAACCCGACUGUCAAACUCCUGAAGUUUGCAGAUGACACCACUGUCAUCGGCCUCAUCAAGGACGGUGACGAGUCUGCAUGUCGACAGGAAGCGGAGCGGCUGGAGCUGUGGUGCGGCCGACACAACCUGCAGCUGAACACGCUCAAGACUGUAGAGAUGAUCGUGGACUUCAGGAGGCAUCCUUCGCCACAGCUGCCCCUCACGUUGUCCAGCUGCCUUGUGUCAACCGUCGAGACCUUCAAGUUCCUGGGAAUUACAAUCUCUCAGGACCUGAAGUGGGCGACCAACAUCAACUCCGUCUUCAAAAAGGCCCAGCAGAGGAUGUACUUCCUGCGGCUUCUGAGAAAGCAUGGCCUGCCACCGGAGCUGCUGAGACAGUUCUACACAGCGGUCAUCGAAUCAGUCCUGUGUUCUUCCAUCACAGUCUGGUUUGGUGCUGCUACAAAAAAGGACAAACUCCGACUGCAACGGACAAUUAAAACUGCUGAAAGGAUUGUCGGUACCCCCCUACCCACCAUUGAGGACUUGCACGCUGCCAGAACUAAGACAAGGGCGUGUAAAAUCCUCUCGGACCCUCCCCACCCCGGUCACCAGCUCUUCCAGCUCCUUCCCUCAGGUAGGCGCUACCGAUCAAUGCAAACUAGAACUAGUAGACAUUCCAACAGCUUCUUCCCUCCUGCGAUCAACUUCUUAAACACCUAACCAACAAUUCCAUUACAACAUGCUGGCAAUUUUUUGACUUGAGUUCGUUGUCACAUUUCUGUGGGGCCAAUUAUGUAUUACUCGUGCACUCACUGUCGUUGUCUCUCCAUGCUGCACUAUUUGCAUAUACUGGCCACUCAUGCCAGAGUAGCAUCUGCUCCAUUUGCACACUGAUUGAGGAGUAUCUAUAACAUUUGCCCACCCAAAUUGUCCCAGAUUAUCGCACUACUCGUCACUUUAAACCGCAUACACUCCUUGAAGUCUCAGCGCCCUUUGCACAAUGGUCAUUGCACCGGACUAUUGCGAUAUUAGUCAUUCGAACUGCUCUAAGUGCUAGAGGACUCUGCAUCUUUUUGCACAAUUGUUUUUUGUCAAUGUCUUUAUGUCUCCAAAGUGUUCUGUAAAUUGACUGUCUGUUGUACUAGAGCGGCUCCAAC